GAAGACUACCUGUAACCAAAGGAGACAUAAAAUCAUGGAUAUCUAUUUGUGGAAAGUUGUGUAUAUUGUAUGUCUCCUACUCCUUAAUGCUACAGGCUCACUCUCCCAGCUGACUGAGUGUGGUCAGCCAGCCCUAAACACCAAGAUUGUUGGUGGUACAGAUGCUGCUCCGGGGUCCUGGCCUUGGCAGGUCAGCUUUCAGACACAAGGACACCAUUUCUGUGGCGGCAGCCUGAUCAGUCAGGACUGGAUCUUAUCGGCUGCUCACUGUUUCCAAAGCAUUACUGCAUCUGACAUCACAAUCUAUCUGGGACUGGCAAGACUGGAGGGGUCAAACCCUAAUGCACAAGGAUUAACCACUAGUAACAUUAUCAUCAACCAAGCAUAUAACACUAUCAGCCAUGACAAUGAUCUUGCACUUGUCCAGCUUGACGUUUCGGUGACGUUCACGCCUUAUGUAAUGCCGGUCUGCCUUGCAGCAAGCAACAGUGUUUUUCCCGCUGGCACUAAUGUCUGGGUCACAGGUUUUGGUACAAUUGGUAAUGAUGUAAAUCUGCCAUCCCCUCAAACCCUGCAGGAGGUGGAGGUGCCGAUUGUCAGUAACAGUGACUGUGAAACUGAUUACGGAUCUGGUUCUAUCACAGAUAAUAUGAUAUGUGCUGGCUUAACUCAGGGAGGGAAAGACUCAUGCCAGGGGGAUUCUGGAGGUCCAAUGGUGGUCAAGGUCAACGAAUCCUGGAUUCAGGCUGGGAUUGUGAGCUUCGGCUAUGGCUGUGCUCAACCUAAUUUCCCUGGUGUGUACACCAGAGUGUCUCAGUACGAGGACUGGAUAGACAACAUUAUCAGCAGCAAUACAACAGGAUUUGUUAAGGUGUCGAAUGGCAAUCAUAUCUCCCCUAACCUAUUCUGCCUGUGUUUUUCUUUCUUCAUCUUUCCAUUAAUACACGCCCUCAACAGGGUCCAUUGAUUCAACAACAACAUUAAUAAGGGGGCAGCUGGUAUUAAAAUUGCUCCCAAAUGUCUUAAAUGAUGUGGAAGUCAGGGCUUUGUGCACCACACUCAAGUUCUUCCAAUCCAAUGCUGCCAAACCACGUCUUCAAAUGGCACUUUGUGUACAGUGGCGUUGUCAUGCUUUAAAAGUUUGGGCCUCUUAAUUCCAGAAAAGUGUUUUGUAAGGGCGUGUGAGCAGGUGAUGCAGUUAUGGGUGGUUACAGUUUCAAUUUCAUUUGAGAAAGUGAAUAAAAGGAGUAUUAAAUGUUUAAUAUGAUCAGAAAGACAAGACAUCAGAAGACAAAAAACAACAACCUUGACAUUAGACAAAAUUAUGGAAAUUUAUUUAUGUAGAGUUUGUAUUUGCUGCACUGCCUAUUGCUAGAGAAUAAAUAUUAUAUUUAACCAUCAUAGUCAAUAUAUUUUAUUUAAAGUAUUUCGCUACAUCACAAGACUUUUAUCUUAUUUAAUUGCCGCUUCAUGUUUGUUGUGUUUUUCCUACUGAUCUUUUGCCGGUUUUGUCUUGGAUGAAGCAAUAAAAUAAAUGAAUAGUGACAUUAAGUCAUUUGGGCUUAGUUGGCCCUGAGGAUUCUUAAAUAUAAGGCAAAUAAGACUAAAACCAAAUUAAAAUAAGCUACCAUAACUUUCCUAAAGUGGAGGUUAGCUUUUUAUCUCAGAUAUACUGUUUCAGUUUAUCUGGGACUUAGCACAUGUGCCUAACUGGAGAUUAUGGCGUGCACAAAGCUGAAAAUAAUAUAUUCAGAAAUCAUCAAUGGUUUAAUGCCAAAAUUAUGCUUUAAGUUAGCACAGGAAAAUCCACUUAAUGGUCUUUUGGCAAGGCGUUUAGGACUGUAACUGAGCUGGGGCUCAGGACUUAUGAGGUCAUUUGGGAGACUCAUUGGGAGAGCUUGACAAGUCUUUACAACUGGGAGGUCAUGCCAGCAUGACAUUCCUAAAGCUGAAGUGCACUGUAAGCAUGAUGUCCUUCAAGCCUGGCAGAAGUGGCACAACUUUCUCAAAGCUGGUGUUCUCAAAGCUACAUAGGAUCCAGAGCAAGCAUGAUGUCCACUAGGGUGCAGAUUAAACCCAGUGUCAUCAAAGCUGGAUAAUACAGCAAACCAGAUGUAUGAAAAGUCAGCACAAUGUUCUUGAAGCCCUGCAGUGGUGCCAUUAGGACAUCUUUAUGCUGACUGGCCAUAGAAGAGCUUGCGUUGAGUAGAGUGGCAUGGAGCUGUGCUGUCAGUUAUUUCUCUCAGGCCCUUCCUCCUGGAGAUUUAUUUUCUACAUUGUGGAACAAUACUGAAGAUUUCAAAACUAUGACAUUCCACAUGUGGAAUUAUGUCAUUAAGCAACAACAACAGUCAGUUGUUAUUUUAAUACAUAAAGGUCAGCUGUUCUGGAAUAAUUUCUUUUUAAGAACAGUAUUGUGUCAAGUGCAUUUGUAAAACCCAUCAAGCAUCACGAUAAACCUUGCUCUCAUGAAGACCUUCCCAGGAAAGCAAGACCAAAACUUACCUCUGCUGCUGUCAAGAACACCAUUAACAGCACCUCAGAUGGCAAACACAGAUCAAUAUCAAUGGUUUAAAAUAAACUAUUGCAUUUAGAAUGAUUUCAGCAUUGUUUUACAAUGAUAU
Molecule: messenger RNA, 2624 nt
Organism: Clarias gariepinus (North African catfish)
Lineage: Eukaryota; Metazoa; Chordata; Actinopteri; Siluriformes; Clariidae
Product: serine protease 27-like
Exons: 6
Coding region: 35-967 (310 amino acids)
Biological process (GO): proteolysis
Molecular function (GO): serine-type endopeptidase activity
Source: RefSeq, a predicted model, not a curated record